AACAGUCUAUGGUUUUACCUAGAACCCUCUGGUUUUACCAUAGGUGUGCACGUAGCCCUCUCACAUGCCUAGGCCAGCCAAUCACUGCCUUUUGUUUCGGGCAUGCACGCUCUGACAGUUCUGGAAAAACCGAAAAACAUUUGCCGACCAGAAGAGAGAUGUGUGCGAAAUGCUAUGUCAAAUGCAGCUUACGCGUACUCAUGUAGGCUACAUUCACUUUGUCUUCAAGUUUUGAAGACCAUAGUUUCGGUGUAACAUAUCCAAAGGCAUUCACCGGAAAAAAAACGCGAAUUGUUCUUAGAAGUUUGUAUCGUGAGGUAAGCAGAUGAAAAGCUAAUUAUCAUAACUAGCUAGCUAACGUUACCAAGAUACCUGCGCAAGUUUUAGCGUGUGUUGCAAUGAGCCUUUGGGGAGGGAGCGCAGUACGGAUCGUAUGGAUGAUGACUGGAAAAAAACAACACGGGGUCGACCUUGGUACCUCCCUUCGUCGAGUUGACAACCUGCAGGUGGAGGCGGUGGAGACAGGCUCGGACAUAGGCUGCUGUGGACUUGUCAGUCUCGCAAGCGGUUUCAGGAAAGUGGCUGCAUGUGUCCGACAAUGCACAGAACAUUAACCGGUACAAGGCUACAGCUGUCGGCGGACACGGAGUGCAGAAAAUGUGUCCGAGCCUCCCGGACAGAGCACUCAGUCUCUGUGCUCCCCUUCAUUUCAUGCUCCAACAUGUUGGCAGGAGGAGAAAGAAGAGGAUGCUGCGCUCUACGCUCGGUGCGUUCUUGCCACCUCUCCGGCCAGCGCACACUGCCUCUGACUCAGACUCAGCUUUCAGUUGUCUCCGCCUGAGGGACUUAAGACAGGAGGUGGAGGAGGAACAAAAGGAUACGCUGGAGACCAGGAGCUCUCACACCAGAGUCCCCAACAGAAAUAACAGCAGGAGAGCAGAACAGAGCAACUGCUCCUCAUCUGUGGUGGAAACUCCUAAUACCUCAGCAGUGACCACCUCUUCUGCCUCUUGUAGUUUCCCUCCCUCCUCUUCCUCCUUCUCGGCUCCAAGAUCCAUGUGGCAAGAGGCAAUAAGGAGGAAGCCAUAUCUCCUGGACCGGUCAGGGGAGUCUGGUGAAGGGGAUAAAGGAGGAGGAAAAGGUCAGGAGAGGAGGAACAGGUCCCCGGAUUGGCUCUAUGAGUCCUACUACUGUAUGAGCCAGCAGCAUCCUCUGAUUGUGUUUCUGCUGCUCAUAGUGAUGGGAGCCUGCCUGGCUCUGCUGACUGUGUUCUUUGCUUCAGGACUGAACAUUGAGGACCACGUGGCCUUUGUAAUCACGGUGCCCACGGCGCUGGCCAUCUUCCUGGCUGUUUUUGUACUUGUCUGCAUUGAGUCCAUCUUCAAGAAGCUUCUACGCAUUUUCUCCCUGGUUAUCUGGGCCUGCUUGGUUGCCAUGGGUUACCUUUUUAUGUUUUCUGGCGGGAUCAUCUGUCCGUGGGAUCAGGUGUCAUUCUUCCUGUUCAUUGUGUUUGUGGUUUACACCAUGCUGCCGUUCUCUAUGCGGGAAGCCAUCAUCGCCAGCGUCCUGACCUCCGCCUCACACACCAUUGUGUUGAGUGUCUGCCUGUCCACCACAGCUGAUCACAUGGAACCAGUAGUGUGGCAGAUUUUGGCCAAUAUCAUAAUUUUCUUGUGUGGCAACAUGGCGGGGGCGUACCAUAAACAUCUGAUGGAGUUGGCACUUAAACAGACUUAUCAGGACACCUGCAACUGCAUCAAGUCCCCAAUUAAACUGGAGUUUGAGAAGAGACAACAGGAGCGUCUCCUGUUAUCUCUGCUGCCAGCUCACAUUGCCCGUGUGAUGAAAGCUGAGAUCAUCCAGAGACUGAAGGGCCCAAACUUCGGCCAGAUUGAGAACACAAACAAUUUUCACAACCUCUAUGUCCAGAGACACACUAAUGUCAGUAUACUGUAUGCUGAUAUAGUGGGAUUCACACGGCUGGCCAGUGACUGCUCACCUGGAGAGCUGGUGCACAUGCUGAAUGAGCUGUUUGGCAAAUUUGAUCAAAUUGCAAAGGAAAAUGAAUGUAUGCGGAUCAAAAUCCUUGGCGACUGUUACUACUGUGUGUCCGGCCUACCGGAGUCUCUGCCGAACCAUGCUAAGAACUGUGUGAAAAUGGGUCUGGACAUGUGUGAGGCCAUCAAGAAAGUGCGAGAUGCCACUGGGGUUGACAUCAACAUGCGUGUCGGCGUGCACUCUGGGAAUGUCCUGUGUGGUGUGAUUGGACUUCAGAAAUGGCAAUAUGAUGUUUGGUCACAUGAUGUAACACUGGCCAAUCAUAUGGAAGCAGGAGGUGUACCAGGGCGAGUCCACAUUACCUCAGAGACACUGGAGCACCUGAAUGAUGCCUAUAAGGUGGAAGAUGGGGAUGGGCAAGAAAGAGACCCCUACCUGAAGGAACAUGGAGUCAUCACUUAUCUGGUCAUCAACCCAAAGGUGGAGCGUCGGAGCCCACAGUAUCAUUACCGUCCCAGACACACUGUAGACGGGGCAAAGAUGAGAGCCUCCGUCAGGAUGACCCGCUACCUGGAGUCCUGGGGAGCAGCCAAGCCCUUUGCCAACCUGCACCACAGAGACAGCAUGACUAAUGAGAAUGGGAAGAUCAACACUGCUGAUGUGCCCAUGGGACAGUAUCACUUCCAGAGGAGAUCAGAAAGAACAAAGUCUCAGAAGAAACGGUUUGAGGAGGAACUUAACGAGAGGAUGAUCAGGACCUUUGAUGGGAUAAAUUCGCAAAAACAGUGGCUCAAGUCAGAGGACAUCCAAAGAAUAUCAUUAUUCUUUCACAACAAAUCCUUGGAAAAGGAGUACAGAGCAACAAACUUGCCGGCCUUCAAAUACUAUGUCACCUGCGCCUGUUCGAUCUUUUUCUGCAUUUUUAUUGUGCAGAUUCUCGUCCUUCCAAAGACAACUGUCUUGGGGAUAUCCUUUGGAAUGGCUUUUCUUAUCCUUUCCUUGAUCCUCUUCAUAUGUUUUAUUGGACACUUCCUGCACUGCAGUAAAAGCGCCUCCACUUCUUUGAUGUGGCUGCUGAGGUCAUCAGUCAUUAUUGCCAACAAGCCUUGGCCCCGCAUCACUCUCACCAUGACAACCACAGCUCUAAUACUCAUAAUGGCAGUCUUUAACAUGUUCUUUUUGGAAGACAAUUUGUUACCUCCUGUUCCUGUUUACAAUUCAUCCAAUGAAACAUUGUUUUACCCCAAUGGACAACCAAUCACCUUCACAGGAAAAAACAAUUUCUACCUUCCUUAUUUAAUUUAUAGUUGCAUACUGGGCCUCAUCUCUUGCUCUGUGUUCCUGAGGAUAAAUUAUGAGCUGAAGAUGAUUAUCAUGUUGACAGCUGUGGUGGUUUACAACGUCAUUAUUCUACAAACACAUGCCCCUCUGCUGGAUGAAUAUAGCAGAUUUCUGUACAAGACUGAAAGCCUGGACAGACCAGGAGUUCUUAAAGACCUGAAGACUAUGGGCUCUAUCUCCCUCUUUAUCUUCUUCAUCACUCUGCUUGUGCUUGCCAGACAGAGCUUAUCAUUAAAUGGGAUGCAGCUGAUCCCCUGGGCUCUACAGUGUGCUGAAAUAACAGCACGGCUGAACUGUAAACUGUGUCCACAAAAAGCACACGGACUACAUGAGUGGAUAUACAGUACAGAUAAUGAAUAUUACUGUAGGUUAGACUUUCUGUGGAAGAACAAGUUCAAGAAGGAGUGCGAGGAGAUUGAAACGAUGGAGAACCUCAACCGGGUUUUGUUGGAGAAUGUCCUGCCUGCACACGUUGCAGAGCAUUUCCUUGCACGCAACUGGAAGAAUGAGGAUCUGUACCACCAGUCCUAUGACCUGGUGUGUGUCAUGUUCGCCUCCAUCCCAGACUUUAAAGAGUUCUACACCGAAUCUGACGUCAACAAAGAAGGAUUAGAGUGCCUCAGGCUCCUCAACGAAAUUAUUGCUGAUUUUGACGAGCUGCUGUCCAAACCUAAAUUCAGUGGUGUGGAAAAGAUCAAGACUAUUGGUAGUACGUACAUGGCUGCUACUGGCCUGAAUGCAUCACCCGGGCCUGAGUACACAUCACAGGAGCAUGACAGGCAGUACAUGCACAUAGGGAUCAUGUUAGAGUUUGCAUUUGCCUUGGUGGGGAAGCUGGAUGUUAUUAACAAACACUCCUUCAAUGACUUCAAACUCAGAGUUGGUAUAAACCAUGGUCCAGUGAUCGCUGGAGUCAUUGGAGCCCAGAAACCACAGUAUGAUAUCUGGGGGAACACAGUGAAUGUAGCCAGCAGAAUGGACAGCACUGGAGUCUUAGGAAAAAUACAGGUGACGGAGGAGACGAGUCGCAUCCUUGUGACCCUGGGCUACAUGUGCUCUUGUAGAGGCAUUAUCAACGUCAAGGGCAAAGGAGAGCUCAAAACCUACUUUGUGCACACAGAGAUGACCCGCUCACUGUCCCAAGGGAAUGUAAUGCCGUAAGACUGGUUCAGACUAUGCUGGAUUUUACACAGACAAGAACAGAUGUUCAUUACAGACAAAGAUUUGUUCUUCUCAAUGCUGUUGUAACAAAAAUGAAUCAGGUCUGUGCUGCAAGGAGGAUAUAAAUCCGAUUUUAAUAUUUGCAAGUUACCUUUUCCACAGCUGUAGUAUACAUUUAGUCACUUACUGUACAGUAUGUAAGUGUAGCAUGUACAGCAAUUAGGCAAUAACCCCUGAAAUAUAUUGGAGAUAUAGAACAAGAAAAGCCACAGUGGUACAAGCCAGUCAGAUCUAGUGUGUACAAGUUUAGUCAGAGAGAAGCAUCUGAAAUGGUCUAAAUUAAUAUUCUGACUCAGUUCUGGUAAGCAGCCUGGAAAUCCAGACCCAUAUCCGAAAGAUUAAGGGUCUGGCAUUGAGUAAUGAAAAUGGCCCAACUCGAG
This is a messenger RNA of Perca flavescens (yellow perch), 4940 nucleotides long. RefSeq names its product adenylate cyclase 2a (gene adcy2a). NCBI's taxonomy places the organism in Eukaryota, Metazoa, Chordata, Actinopteri, Perciformes, Percidae. Gene Ontology annotation, biological process: intracellular signal transduction; adenylate cyclase-activating G protein-coupled receptor signaling pathway; adenylate cyclase-inhibiting G protein-coupled receptor signaling pathway. Bases 658 to 4500 code for a protein of 1280 amino acids. Gene Ontology annotation, molecular function: adenylate cyclase activity. Gene Ontology annotation, cellular component: plasma membrane. The record is from RefSeq and is a predicted model, not a curated record. The transcript has 28 exons.